Helianthus annuus (common sunflower) is the source of this 1583-nucleotide messenger RNA. Its product is annotated as heavy metal-associated isoprenylated plant protein 34. Gene Ontology annotation, molecular function: metal ion binding. The transcript has 3 exons. NCBI's taxonomy places the organism in Eukaryota, Viridiplantae, Streptophyta, Magnoliopsida, Asterales, Asteraceae. The record is from RefSeq and is a predicted model, not a curated record. The coding region runs from base 48 to 1439 and encodes 463 amino acids.
UUGGUUUUCAAAUCUUCUGUCCGUUGAAUGUGCUACAGAUCAUCAAGAUGAACAAGCAAGACUUCAUGAAGCUUCAGACUUGUGUCCUCAAAGUCGAUACACAGUGCGCCUGUGAUGGCUGUAACCAGAAGAUUAAAAAACUCUUGAACAAAAUCGAUGGUGUGUAUAAGACAAGCAUAGAUCUUGAGCAAGGGAAGGUGACAGUGUAUGGAAAUGCUGAUCCAUCCACACUUAUAAAGAAGCUUAACAAGUCUGGUAAACAUGCUGAGAUAUGGGGCCCACAGAAAGGAAUGAAUUUUAUGAAUAAUCAGUUCAAGAACAUGAGUUUUGAUAACAAGAAUCAAAAGGGUGGUGGUGGUGGUGGGAAAGAUAAACAAAAGGAUGGGAAAGGUAACCAACAAAUGCAAGCAAUAAAUAAUAAAGGGUUUAAAGAUUUCAAGCCAAAUAACAAGGACCAGAAAUCAGUCAAGUUUAAUUUGCCUGUUGGCGGCGGCGGUGGUGGUGGUCGCGGUGGAUUCGAAGAUGAGGAUGAUUUUGAUGAUGAUGAUGAUGAGUUUGAUGAUGAAUUUGAUGAUGAUAGUUCUGAUGGGUAUGAUUACAAAAAGCCCAAUAAGAUGAUGACAGGUCCACCAGGGGUGGGUGGAUAUGGGCCCAAUGGGCCAAUGGGAAUGAUGAAUGGUAAGAAUGGACCAAGUGGAGGGUUUGAAUUGCCUGUACAGAUGAAAGGGAAGGGUGGAUAUGGUGAUGCUAAAAAAGGAAAUAGUGGGAAAAAGGGUGGCGGUGGUGGUGACAAAGACGGUGGUAAAAAGAGUAAAGGCGGUAGCGGCGGUGGUGGUGGAUUUGGUGGCCUUUUUGGAGUUUUUGGUGGUGGUAAAAAGAAGCAAGGUGUGUCGAAUCCGAAGGGCGGCAAGAAAGGUGGGGAUGGUGGCGGUUGGGACAAGAAAGGAGGAGGAAAACAUCACGACGAGGGUAAAUUUAGUGGCAAUAAGCAAAAUGAGUUUCUCGACUUUAGCAAGCCUAAAAAAGGAGGUGGUGGGGGAAAUAUGGGCCACAAUGGAGGCAAUGGUGGCAAUGGUGGCCGCAAUAUUAGUCAAAUGGGUGGUAAUCCAAUGAUGGCGCAAAUGGGAAACCACCCAAUGGGGCAAAUGGGUGGUUAUCCAAUGGGUCAAAUGCCAAUGGCACAGAUGGCAUACCGUGGUCAAGGGAUGGAUCAUGGUAACCCGUACAAUAACCAACAACAAUAUCAGCAACAGUAUCAACAACAACAAUACAUGCAAGGGAUGAUGAUGAUGAAUCAACAAAAGGCGAAUAUGCACCCUCAAAUGAUGUAUGGCCAAGCACCACCUUUCGCCUAUGGACCGCCAAUGGGGGCACAUGGGAACGACAAUAUGACUCAUAUGUUCAGUGAUGAGAACACUGAUAGUUGUAGCAUCAUGUAGGAUUUUGGAGUAUUUCUAUGAGUUUUAGUUAAGUUUAUAGAUUAAUUUCCUUCUAUAGGAGGUAGAAAGGGUACUGUAGUUUGUGAUGUGUUGAUAUUUAUGUAUGGAAGAUCAAAAGUUUUGUCUCUAAUGAAGAUUUCAUUU